Passer montanus (Eurasian tree sparrow) is the source of this 2419-nucleotide messenger RNA. RefSeq names its product collagen alpha-1(IV) chain-like. The transcript is spliced from 3 exons. The record is from RefSeq and is a predicted model, not a curated record. NCBI's taxonomy places the organism in Eukaryota, Metazoa, Chordata, Aves, Passeriformes, Passeridae. Bases 1 to 534 code for a protein of 177 amino acids.
AUGCUGCUCCCGCAGGCCCCGCGGCGGGUUCAGCGGGGCCAGAGCGGCGCCCCUGCCGCCGCAGCGGCCCCUGGCGGCAGGAGGAGCGACAGCCGCGGGGGCGAGCGGGGCCAGGGCGGCGGUUUGGGGCAGCUCAGGGAGGCCUGGGGCAACUGCAGCUGCCUGAGGGGAGGCUGGAGUGAGGCCUUCGACAGCGAGGUGGCAAUUCCCGAAGAUGAACCCCCUGGUAGCGAUGGAGCAGAGACGAGUGAGCCUGAGAACUGGUUGGUAUUUUCGGCAUCCCCAGAGCCGGUUGGAAUUUCGGCACCUCCCGUCGCGGGUGAGCCCUGUGCUCUGUCCCUGGCUGUGGUUGAGCAGGCGCUGCCGCACGCCAUGGAUCCAGCUCAAAGCCUCGGCGCUGUUUUCGCCGCGGUGGCUCGGGCUCCGGGCGAGCCGGGCGGUGCCUCCGCCUGCGGUAUCCCGGGAGAGGGCAGCAAGAGCCCGCCGGUGUCGGGUGGAGGUUUUCCGGUGCUAGCAUUGGGCAGCUUCGUGUGAUGGAGCCAAUUCUGGAACUCCUUCCGAAGUGAUGUGUUAGCGCUCGCUCAAGUCUUGCCCCACAACAUCCUUCUUCCAUGACUAAAAGCGGAAACCCACCGGGAGGGGAGCGGAGAAUUCUUUGCUCUGCUUUCCCUGCGGGCAGAGCAGGGCACGUUUGAUCCUUCCUACAUUCCUGCAGGAGGCAGUGAGAAUCCUUCAUCCUCAUUCUGAGCAGCAUCUCUCAUCAUGCUGAAGCACGGCCAGUAACUUUGGCUGCUCUAGAAUAUCAAGUCUUCGGGGGUGCAAGACAUGAGAUUAACGGUUUAUGUGUUUUCUGACUUCGGAGUCCUUAGAGCACCCUCAGAUAAUUUUUCUCCAAGCUCCUCCCUAAAAUCUAAAAUCUAGCAUGAAAUCAGAAAGGCAGUAAGACCCACAGUUGAUAACUCAGCUGAAUGAAGACCUUGGGUUGUCAAGUUGCACUUUUUGUGCCUUGGUGUCAAUGGCAACCUGGUCUCUUGCAAUUUCACCCCCUUUGAAGCCCCUGCUGCGUCUGCCUUUCAGAUGUCAGCUUCCAGAAUGGUUUUAUGUUCCCAACAUGGCAAUUUAUCCACUGGUCAACUUGGAGCUCUGCUCUGCAGAGCCCGCAAAGCUGUCUCUCAUGCUUGUUAUUACUUACAAAAGCCAGUAGUUGUCAUUUGAUGAAGUGAGUCCACUGUCUUUAAUAAUCCCUUUCUGGCUUUUUCCUUCCAACUGAGUAAUACAAAACUUGCUUUACCUAGGAUAAUCCAUAGGCAUGGAUGUUGGGCAACGAAAAUGCAGAAGGAUGUGAUUGUGUUGGACCAGGAGAAUAAAAGUUUAAAUUCAGUGUUAUAUCUGAAGUGACUGCUGUUUAUGCACUUAACCUUGUGACAGAGUAAAAAUAGUGCCAGGAGCAUGUUAUUACAUGAAAAAGUGUUUAUUUCUCUUUAAAAAAUUUAUGAACUGACAAAGAGGCCAUGAAAGGAAGAUGUAGGUAUUCCUCUGUCCUGAGGGUGAGUGUCAGCAGUUAGCAGCCAAAAUAUAUGUGUCCCUUGUUCCCUUUGCUGGGACAACAGGUAUUCCUGGAUCUAGGAACUUGGUCCUGAAAACUGCUGAGUGAAUUCCAACUAGUGUUUACUGGAAUCCACUGGAGGGGUGAUCCCUUAGCCCACUUUCAUCUGGUCUCUGGGAGCUGUAGCCUGUUGGAAGCCUCAGUCCUGGAGGCUUCAUAGCUCUUUCAACCCUUGGUAACUUCGAUUGGCAUUAAGGGUCACUCAGUACCUCCUGGAAGGAGGCCCUGACUGCUUUCAACUUUUAAAAUUAAUGGUUUUGAUCUUUAGAAUCUUGCCUGGGAGAUUUUAAUUUGAAUUUGCUCGUUUUAGCUCAAACUUGAAACUGACUUAAAUGGGUUUUGUGCCCUCAGUACUGGAUGUUACUGUGUUAGAACCUUCCCUUUGUUGGUCUUGCAGGUGCAAGUCAGUUCUUUUUCUUAGGCAACUGUAUGCAGUGGACUGAGAUCAGGGAUUCAUUUGGCCAGGGAUAAUUGAAAUCAUAAAUAAAACAAGUCAAAACAAAAAAUAAAGCAAAACUUCGAGUUUGGAAUAACUUCUGAGAUUCUGAAAGUAAUUGAAGUAAUCCAGAAGAAAAUAUGCCAUGAAAUCUGUUUUCCAUUAUUGCCUGACAUGGUAUGUCUUAAAAUUUGAUCAAAUCAAUUUUUUCAUUAUGAAGAUAAUGUCGCUUAAAGUGAUGUAGAGAUCUGGGGUCUUUUUCAAUGUAGAAUUACAAAUUAUUGUAGACUUGAGAUUCUUAUUUGUUUGUUUGUUUAUUUAUUGAUGAUUCACAGUUCCUGUCAUGAUCUCACAACAAGUAAAAAUAAUUUCUGUUU